AUGCUCGCGCGAUGGACGUUACCGCCGGCGACGGCCGACGACGAGAGCAACCAGACGAGUCUCGAUGACCUCGACCUGAGCGCGUUCGCGAGCCUCACCAGCUUCCAGGCGCCACGACGUGCGCAGAGCAAGCUCGAGACAUGGAAGGGCCGGAAGAGCUCGACCGACAGCAACAGCAGCAGUGGCGACAACCAGCGCGACGACGCCAUUUGGACGCGAUCGCCGGAAGAGCCAGCCGGUAGCCGCGACUUGGCCGUGGCGCCGACCCUGCGCGCGCUUGCGCCGAGCUUCGUGCCACCCGAGGCACAAGUAGCGAGCCGCCCGCUGCAAGCCUCUUACAGUGCCUCGACCGCGCCACUGAGCUACACGCCGACGUACUACCACCACCACGAUCUGCCCACGCAGGCAUAUGCAGUGCCUAGCUCCAUGCACUGCGUUAUCUACUACGAGGUCGAGUUCAAGCGUGGUCGGCGCAGCAUUUUCGUGGGCUACGCUCACUUUGCACUUGGCGAGUACGUCAAGGUCGAGGCCGACCGAGGAUACGACGUCGGUGUUGUCGUCUGCGCUGGCGAGACCCUCGACCACUUGUGGGCCAACCAGGCGAUCAUGCAAAGCACAUCUCUCUUGGAGCCGCAGCAUUUGUCGAUGCCACCCAAGCGCAUCCUGCGAGGCGUUGUGGCCACCGAGCUGGACCAGCUCGCGCUCAAGGAAGCCGUCGUGCUCGACGUGUGUCGGGCCAAGGUGCGCCAGCGCUUCCUGCCCAUGGUCGUUCUCGACGCGGAAUUCCAGUUUGACCGACACAAACUCACCUUCUUCUUUCAAGCCCAACGACGCAUCGACUUUCGCGAGCUCGUGCGCGACCUCUUUGGCGUGUACAAGACGCGCAUCUGGCUCCAGCAAGUGGGCUAAUCAUCGACGACCGCCUUGUGCGAUAGACUGUGCAAUAUAGAAGUAUACCAUUUGUUUAAGAAACAACCAACGACAUGAAC
Messenger RNA from Saprolegnia parasitica CBS 223.65, 989 nucleotides. RefSeq lists its product as hypothetical. The coding region runs from base 1 to 909 and encodes 302 amino acids. Lineage: Eukaryota; Oomycota; Saprolegniomycetes; Saprolegniales; Saprolegniaceae. The transcript has 5 exons. Gene Ontology annotation, cellular component: cytoplasm. The record is from RefSeq and is a predicted model, not a curated record.